Anguilla rostrata (American eel) is the source of this 1362-nucleotide messenger RNA. RefSeq lists its product as uncharacterized. Lineage: Eukaryota; Metazoa; Chordata; Actinopteri; Anguilliformes; Anguillidae. The transcript has 5 exons. The record is from RefSeq and is a predicted model, not a curated record. The coding region runs from base 1 to 1023 and encodes 340 amino acids.
AUGACUGAUUCGUCACCACGCGUUUGGAUCAUCGGCAGCUCGCUGAUCGCCAGGCUGCAGGCUCAUUUAGGAGCUUUUGGACUGGACCCGAACUUGGGGCUAAAUUGCCAGAUCACCUGGGAUGGCAGAGGGGGCAGAAGGUGGGAGCACUUAAUGCCUCUUCUCCGCUCGAAACGGGCUGCCACCCGCGACGACCCAGAUGUGAUGGAAAUUUCUCCAUUCAUCACCUCCCUGGUUAACUCCUCCCUGACAUCCGGCUGCUUCCCGUCAACCUUCAAGAAGGCCCUCAUCUCCCCCCUCCUGAAAAAGACUACACUAGACCCCUCCAUCAUUGGGAACUACAGACCGAAUGAGCUCCUCGAUCCCCAUCAGUCUGGAUUCAGACCAGGCCACUCGACAGAGACCGCACUCCUCUCUGUCAACGAAGCUCUCCACGCAGCCCGAGCAGCCUCCCUCUCCUCCGUCUUAUUACUUCUGGACCUAUCGGCAGCCUUCGACACAGUCGACCACCCCACCCUCCUGUCCUCCCUAUCUGCAAUGGGGAUCUGUGGCACAGUCCUCAAUUGGAUUGAGUCUUACCUCUCAGAUCGCUCCUUCCAGGUCUCAGCCCGCAUCACUGCCUGCCUGAGUGAUAUUCAGAGCUGGAUGGUCCGCCACCAUCUCAAGCUCAAUCCAGGUAAUACCAUCCUCACACCAUCACCCUCAACUAGAAACCUUGGCGUGGUGAUGGACAACAGACUGUCCCUCACCGAGCACAUUUCAGCAGUGACACGUUCAUGCAGGUUCUUCCUGUAUAACAUCCGGAGGAUCCGCCCCUUCCUCACAACUUACUCGACCCAACUCCUCGUCCAGGCAGUGGUCCUGUCCCGCCUGGACUACUGUAACUCCCUGCUUGCUGGCCUCCCAGCAUCAUCUAUCAGACCCCUGCAACUCAUCCAGAACGCAGCAGCGCGUCUGGUCUUCAACCUCCCCAGACAUUCCCACGUUACCCCCUGCUCACCACCCUCCACUGGCUCCCCGUGAUGGCUCGCAUCAAAUUUAAAACAUUAGUGCUUGCCUUCAAAGCAGCCAGGGGGUCAGCCCCUCCCUAUCUACGUCAACUCAUCAGACCCUACACCCCAGCUAGACCUCUCCGUUCUGCUGCCACAUGUCGCUUGGUCCCUGCCCCGGCUCGCACCAGCACCCGGUCACGCCUCCUGUCUGUUCUAGCCCCACGGUGGUGGAAUGACCUUCCUGUGCAAGUCAGAACAGCAGAGACCCUGGCCGUCUUCAAACGUAGACUGAAGACUCACCUCUUCAAGCUACAUCUCACCUCAUCACCCCCCACUACCCUCUAACAUCCAUUAAACCUCAACUGAGUAA